Schistosoma spindalis is the source of this 1182-nucleotide messenger RNA. The record is from the annotation of a GenBank genome assembly. NCBI's taxonomy places the organism in Eukaryota, Metazoa, Platyhelminthes, Trematoda, Strigeidida, Schistosomatidae.
AUGACUAGGUUAGAAAGUAAUUGGAAAGGUUACGGAUAUAAUAGUGGUGUUCUGUUACUUGAUCUGUCUAAAUUACGAUCAACCAAUUGGAAUCAUCUAUGGUUAGGCCUAACUAGAAGAGCUAUUGAAAGACAAGGUUACUUAACCACUAGUGAGCAGGACACUAUAAAUCUAGUACUAUUUGAAUUCAAUUACAUUCUACAUGAGAUUCCAUGUGAAUGGAAUAUUCAAUUGAGUGGAGGAAGUGAUGAACAACGAUGUCCUGUAAGUUGGUUAACUUAUAAUGAAUUAAAGAAACGUAAUUAUACGACAAAUUUUAAACAACCAAAACUUAUUCAUAUUAAUCAUCAUAUAAAACCAGAUGAUGUAAAAGUGAAUGAUACACCGACUGAGUACAUUGAUCAAUCUGAUAUCACUCUUAAACAUAUGCAGAAUAAGAAGCAGGAAAACAAAAUUCACAUUGUCAUCAUAUUUGAUGGUGAUCGAGGUCUACAAUAUCUGAAUAGUCUUCUUAAAUCUAUUUUCUAUUAUCAAAAUGGAAGAUUUCGAUGUGAUUUAAAAGCUUGUUGUCUAUCAAAAUUUUGCGAUCGAUUCAUCGAUGAUUGUCAUACUGUUAUGAACAGUGGGUCGACAACAUAUACAACUGUAUUUAAUUUCUUAAUAACGACGAUUGCAUCAAAUAGUCAGUUGUUGAAUUUGAUGAAUACAUGGAAAUUACAUAAUAUGGAAUAUCAUUUUUAUAGUUGUAGUGAUUAUUUGGUAAUUGUACUAGAUAUUGAUAUACUACUUAAUACAGAUAUUAUUGAAUUAUGGAAUCAUUUUGAGUAUUUUAAGGAAACUCAGUACAUUAUAAAUCUAGUACUAUUUGAAUUCAAUUACAUUCUACAUGAGAUUCCAUGUGAAUGGAAUAUUCAAUUGAGUGGAGGAAGUGAUGAACAACGAUGUCCUGUAAGUUGGUUAACUUAUAAUGAAUUAAAGAAACGUAAUUAUACGACAAAUUUCAAACAACCAAAACUUAUUCAUAUUAAUCAUCAUAUAAAACCAGAUGAUGUAAAAGUGAAUGAUACACCGACUGAGUACAUUGAUCAAUCUGAUAUCAUUCUUAAACAAAAUGAACUAUAUGAUAAAUUCGUAUCAGUAUACCGUCAAUAUACUCGAUUACAUGAAUCAUGUUUCCAAUAG